CUAGUUCUACCAGAAGUGGGUGAGGCCGGAGGAGUUGUGCAAUAGUCAGUCGGUGACCCUCCAGCAGCGCAGAGCCCAGUGCAGAGCCCAGUGCAGAGCCCAGUGCAGGCUAUUAUAGGAAGGAAGCAGAUCAUGUAAUAGAGAUCAGGGGAUGUUCUGCUGGCGGAGAGAGUGUGGGCAUCCUGUGAUCAGCUCCACACAUCAGGAAGAGCCUUAUGUAAUGCGGAAGAGACUGUGUGUAAGUGUGCAGCUCACACUUCUCUAUCUAGUGAUCACUCCCAGACAGAAGUGACAGAUCAGGAUGGCAGGGACAUCUUCCGACAAACUGGUCCUUAAACUGGUGAUGACUGGGGACUCCAAUGUUGGGAAGACCUGUAUUAUGACCAGGUACACAGAAAACAUCAUCCCAUCCUAUAUCUCCACUGUAGGAAUUGAUUUCAAGACAAAAACAAUCCAUAUUGAUGACACACCAUUAAAACUUCAGAUAUGGGAUACAGCAGGACAAGAAAGAUUUCACACCCUCAGUGUCAGUUAUUUCCGUGGUGCUCAAGGAUUUGUACUUGUUUACGAUAUCACAAAUACAAACUCAUUUGAAAACAUUUCUUUGUGGAUAAGGGACAUUAAAAUGAAAGCUGGGGAAGAAGUGGAGGUAGUUCUCCUGGGAAAUAAGUGUGACAAGGAAGACGAACGUGAGGUUUCAAAAGAGAGAGGGGAAAAGCUUGCUUGGGAGUAUGGCAUACCAUUUUUUGAGACAAGUGCUAAAGAAUGUAUCAAUAUUGACAAAGCAUUCCUCUGUUUGUCAAAUGCAAUUUAUGAAAAGAGAUCGUCCAUGUUGAUCAAUCCAAAUUUGGUGAAUUUAGAAGAACCAAGGAAAAGCACUUCAUGUGUGUCUUGUGGGUGAAGGUAACAUUGUGGAGGUCAUCAAAGAGGUCUCUUAUUUCAUGCUGCUGAGUCAAGCACAUUUCAUUAUGUCUAAUUGCACAGUAUUAUAAUUAUAUUUAUUGUAACAUUCCAUUUAAUGUGUGUGUGAACAUAUGUUUUUGUUUUCUUAGUGCUUACUUUAAUCAGAACAUGAAAUAAUAGUAAAACUUUAAUAAAAGUAAACUAUGCAAACUAAAA
Messenger RNA from Rana temporaria (common frog), 1119 nucleotides. Its product is annotated as ras-related protein Rab-10-like. The coding region runs from base 302 to 901 and encodes 199 amino acids. Gene Ontology annotation, molecular function: GTPase activity; GTP binding. The transcript is spliced from 6 exons. Gene Ontology annotation, cellular component: recycling endosome; Golgi apparatus; insulin-responsive compartment. Lineage: Eukaryota; Metazoa; Chordata; Amphibia; Anura; Ranidae. The record is from RefSeq and is a predicted model, not a curated record. Gene Ontology annotation, biological process: cellular response to insulin stimulus.